Messenger RNA from Corapipo altera (White-ruffed manakin), 3452 nucleotides. It is a transcript of the gene LCA5, whose product is annotated as LCA5, lebercilin. Gene Ontology annotation, cellular component: axoneme. NCBI's taxonomy places the organism in Eukaryota, Metazoa, Chordata, Aves, Passeriformes, Pipridae. The transcript is spliced from 12 exons. The record is from RefSeq and is a predicted model, not a curated record. Gene Ontology annotation, biological process: intraciliary transport. Bases 797 to 2851 code for a protein of 684 amino acids.
UUCCUGGGGGCUGCGGGCGCUGGGAGCGGGCCCGGGCCUAGGUCUGGGCUUGGCCUCCGAAAAGUCUCGGGCCGCCAGUAUUCAGGCUCUUUCCUGCGAAGUCAUUUAGUUGAAGGAAAGCUGCCCACUUGCACUUUGGGAACUGGAGAGCUGCUCCCAGGGAUGGCUAAGCUGAACUAGGACUGGCCUGAACAUUCCCUGUUUGAUGUUUCCUCAUCCCUGACCUGGACCUUAGAGCAGCUUUUUCAUUUUGAGAGCCGAUGAAAGUAACACUGUGUAUUACUGUCACAGAGUCAGGUGGAAGAACUGAGGAGGCCGUUAGAGGUCAGUGUUUGUACUCGGGAAGUGUCGUUCGGAGACCAGUGAAAGCACCGGGCGUCCCCUGGUCUUGGAAGGGUGUUAAUACUGAAAAGGCAGACAAAAUUUGUGUCUGUGCUGUAUCUACACUGUUGAAGGUACUUGCCUCACAGAGUAAUCCCUGCCUGCACAGAGGACUAGGUUAACACCUCUGGAUUUAGUGGUGCUUCUAACAGAGAUGUAUGCCCUCCAGAAGUCUGGGACUCCUCUGGAUGCCACAUGUGCCACUGUGGCCAUGGAACAGUCUUGUGUCCAAAGAAAUGCAUUCUGAAGGAUAACUACUGCUUACUGAACUGAACUGCAAAGAUCUCAUGCUUUGGAGAUGAAGAUGAUAAACCCAAGGAAAUAAUCCAGCUGCUCCUGUUGUGGCAACUGAAAUAUCCUUUUGCCAAAAUGAACAGUCUUUGAGAAAAAUCUGGAAAGCUGUAAAAUCUGAAAAAUGGGAGAAAGAGUAAGGAGCCCAGAUUCUGAACACGAGAGGAAAUCAGAUGAGGAUAAAAAUAGUGACUCCUAUUAUUCAGAUGAAGGUAAUGCAUCUCAUUCAUCCAGCCAGUCUCCAGCACUAAGCUCUCCAUCUACAAGCCAAGAAAAGAGACAUCACAAAACACAGGCUUCAAACAGCCUUGUGCACUACCAAGCCACAAAGAAAUUGGAUUCCAAAUAUGCACCAAGCAAGAGAGGGACACGGUGGGGUUUCCGUUCUCAGAGCCUCACUAGGGAUUCUCCUGCAAAAGAUAUAGAUCUUGUUACAAAAAGAGUUCUUUCUGCGAGGCUGCUGAAAAUCAAUGAGCUCCGAAAUGAACUGACUGAACUCCACAUCAAACUGGAUGAGCUGCAGAAGGAAAACAGGGCACUGAAGAGGCUUCAGCACAGGCAGGAGAAAGCCCUGAAUAAGUUCGAAGAUACGGAAAACGAAAUCUCUCAGCUCCUUGCUCGGCACAACAAUGAGAUUAGAAUAUUAAGGGAGCGCCUACGAAAAUCUCAGGAGAGAGAACGUGCAACUGAGAGGCGGUUGAAAGAUUCGGAAGAUGAACUGUACAGAACAAAAACUGUCCUGCAGAAACUGAAAAAGCUGUCUGCAGAUAAGCACCUUGCCGAAAGAGACGACCUGGCAAAGAAACUAGCCAAUGCAGAGAGCAGGCUGGAGGACAGGGAAAAAAGAGUUAAGGAUCUGGAAAGAAAUCUUGAGUUAAGUGGUAGCAGUUUUCAACGAGAGUUACAUUCAAAGAAAAAAAAGCUAUAUGAGGCUCAAGAAGAAAACAGAGUUCUCCAAGAAGAGCUUCAUCAGCUAAAUCAGAAGCUGAAGGAGAAAGAAAGAGAACUUGAAGCAAAAAAUAUAUAUGCUAAUCGUAUGUUGAAGCUAUCACCAAGAAAAGACAUGGAUAUUGUACAAAGAAAAAGAGCCAACAACCAAAAUAUUAAAAAAGGACCACUCCUUACAAAAGGUGUACAAACCAGUGGAUACUUCUCACCAGCAGAACCUCUUCCAGAAUCAGAACUUGUCUGUGGUGACACAGUAAACAAGAAAGAAGGAAUUCUUCCUAAAAUAGAAAAAGAAACUCGAGACAAAGGGUGGAAAGAGCAAACAGACCUCCUAAGACAGGACCAAAAAAGGGAAAGGGAAGAGAAACUGAAAUAUUUUCAGGAAAUGCAGGCUUUAGAGGAGAGAGUUUCAAAACUUCAUGACGAGUGGGAAAGGAAAGAAUAUGACAAAAUGAAAAAAGAAAGCAACUUUUUAUUGGAUAAAGAAGAGAAAAUAAAGAUGGAGGCAGAAAUCCGCAAACCUGAAGUAGAGAGUGAAAGCCCUGAAAUGUUGGAAGAGCGGCGAAAAAGAGAGUUCCUGCUUGCUAAAAUGCAAGAAAUUGAUAGAGAAAUUCAAAGUACAGCAAACAUGAAACCAACUUCCCAAGCACCACUCACAAAUACAGCAAGAAAAUCUGAUUCCCUGGAGAAAAAGGAAAAAACUAAUCCAUUCUUUGAGGUUCCAGGGAAGGUUAGUAAUGGAUUUCCUGUAAAGGACAGCCAGGACGAUGCCACAAGAGCACAAGGGCAGAAGCAACAAAAUGUAAGGACUGUAGAUUUAAGUUGUGAGUUAACAUUUGGUAGUUAUGUACCUUCCUUUGGGAAAGGAUCAGGGAGACCAAGUUGGCUUACUCAAAAGCCUGACAAAUUAGAAGAAAAUGUUAAGGAAAACGCAGAUUUCGAUAGUAAGAAAGAAAAGAAGUCCAAUUUAAUGGAACAACUCUUUGGAAGCAGUGCCAGUACCAUUUUUAUCUCUAAAAAUAACAAUACACCACCUUUUGAUGUAGAUUGGGAUUCUAGUAAUACUCCUUUUGUUGAUAAAAACAGUAAACUCAAAGUAAAAGAAGACAAUGAGCUUUUUGGUGAAGGAAGAAACCUAAACAGACACCGUUUGCAAUACACUACAAGCAAGCCAGGAGUUAAGACCCUUGGUUCUUUAGAAGAUGAAAUCGAAGAAGUAAUCUUACAGUGAUCAUAUUUUUAUAUGUUUCAUAUGUAAAUACUGAAAAACUAUUUUCAUGUAAUAUUUAUUAGAUACAGAUUUGAAAGAUGUCAGAUAUAUUGUAAAGCCUUAUGAAGGAAUAAUUUGCAUAAAUGGGUAUAUGUAUAGAGGAGAGGUGCAGUGCUUGUUUGUUUUUUUUUUUUACCUGAAGGCUGCUCACAAUACACUGCUUUUCAGUUGGAGUACUUCUUUUAGGCCUCAGAUAUUUUCUUUCUCACACAUUUGGAGAGCCACUUAACUGUGCUAGGAGAAGGCAUGUGUAAUAUCAGUCAUGAAAUGGAUAGAAGAGACAUUCCUAGCACAAAUUCUCUUAGAAAGAGAUUAUUUUACGCUGCUGUCAUGUUAUCUCAUAACAUCAACAGAAGCACAAUUAACUCAGGAACAGCCAAUUUCUCUUUUGUGUAGGUUUUCUGUGGACCUUACUACCAAAUGUGUCUAAGUCUUCUCAUUUAUACAGAUUAUAUUUGUUAUACAAUGCCAUUUUUUGUAAUUUCUGAAUUUUAUAUGUAAAAUUCCAAUCAUUACUAAGUAAUUUUUUAACAAAAUGGUUUUAUUAAAUGAGUUGAGUAAA